This is a messenger RNA of Calidris pugnax (ruff), 5744 nucleotides long. RefSeq lists its product as uncharacterized. The coding region runs from base 227 to 997 and encodes 256 amino acids. The record is from RefSeq and is a predicted model, not a curated record. Lineage: Eukaryota; Metazoa; Chordata; Aves; Charadriiformes; Scolopacidae. The transcript is spliced from 6 exons.
UCAAAGAAAUGUUCUGAUUUCAGGCAGGAUAGUUGGGCUCUAAACCAGAUACAUCUAUGACAGUAAUUUCAAAGAGCGUAGGGAAAAGCUGAUAGCAUUUAGCUUCCUACCGCCCUCACCACAUGAGGGAAGAGGAAGUUAAGUUACGAAUCUGACAUGCUUUCAUUUAUUGUUUUGCUGAUCUUCAACUGAGACACCGUGAUGCAAGUCCUAAUAAUCCUGCGUGAUGAUCAUAAUUUCACUGAAACUUCUUUUAACAAUGUGUUUUGGCUCCUUAGCUACAAAUCCCGAUAAUAUAAUGGUCACCCAAACACCAACAAAAAUACAUCUGUCAAUUGGAGACUACACUGAAAUCGCCUGUACUUGGGAAAAAAAAUCUGUUCAGAGGUAUAGAGUAAGCUGGCAUCUUGUUGAUAGAGAGAACAUCACCAAUACUAUAUCAACAAAACUUUGCUAUGUAUCCAAUAUCACCUGUGAAAGCAAGGAUGUGCUAGUGAUAAAAUCUGCAAAUGUAAAUGACACUGGAUUUUACUACUGUGAGAUAAUUAUUGAAAUACCUUUCUGUAAGAAAGUGUGUGGAAAUGGGACAACAGUGACUGUUGAAGAGAAAGAAGCUCACUCAUUGAAAAAGAGAGAUUUGGCAAUAUGUGCCGUCGUUCCUUUCUUAGUGGCAGUGGGAAGCUUGUGUCUUUGCUACAAAAAGAAACAGCACUCUAAACUUUCUGGUUCUGCACAGCUUCCUGUGCCGGCGGGAAGGCAUCAGGAGGAGCAGAUGCUCGAAACUGCAGAACUUUAUGGGAGAAAUGAAUCCACCAAUGAAACAGCUGAGGAAAACUCAUCAUGUAAUUCUGCUGAAUGGGCUGUGUCUACGCUUUAUGAAUCACUUGAUUCUUUUCUGAAUGAAUCAAGAGGAAAAGAUGACAAAUCCACGGCAACUGUGGUAUCCAGUGCAGCAGAUGAGGAAAUCCCACAAACUAGGGCAGCUGAAAAAGUCUAGAACAAGAGCAAGACGAGGAUCCGCCAUCUACUUUGACAUUCAGAACUAAAAUGACAGUGUCAUAAAAAAAAUAUGGCUAAAUAGCUGUGAAACUGAAAACAAUAUGAUAACUUGCUGCUGAAGGAUGGAUUACAUGACUUUCCUGUUAGAAACAUGUCAGAAGCGGGACAAUAUGCAACAAAAAAGAUGAGUUUCCUUCCUCCAAGAUUGGUUUCCUCUACUGCGUGGUGAAACGCUGUCACGUGCCAUGUUCCUUUGAGGAUCACAAAUGAGACUCUGGAUUUCCACAAACCCUGUAACUUUGUCCCCUGCGCAAGAAAGUCACAAUUGGUAAAAGGGGUGAUGGUCCAGGUCUCUGAUGAGGAAGCUCACAGUUAUGCACCAGUGCUAUAAGUGAGUGUGGUAAAUUUUGUUUUUUCCAUAUAUUACUGGUUACUUCUCUACUUGAGCACAAUGAGGAGAUGUAUUCAGGGAAUUGUUAAAGGAAAGCCGCUAAAUGAAGAGAUUGCCACCAAGCUACAGUUUAAUAGUCUCCAAAUCAUAUUUUCAUUACAACACUAUUAAUAAAUUGUUGAUUAAAUGUGGUUCCUACCAGCAAAGAAUGCUGCCAUAUUAACAGCUGCUCCUAUUUUGUAUGCUCACAUGGCAAUUUCCAACAUCUGGCAGUUGAAGACUACACUCAAUUUACCGUGACCUAUUUUUUAUCUAUGCCUGACGGUGGCUAUGAGCCAGCAGGGUGUUUUCAGAGUUGCCACUGACUGUUCUACUCGGUUGACAAGAGUUUGCCACCUCUGCAUUGUGUAUGUCAUCUCUGCUUCUGUACCACUUGGGAAGCAGCAAACCCUGAUGAGUAUUUUCCAGGGCAGGCAGACUUCGGCUUCUUCUUCUUCAUGGUAAUUUUGGUAGCUUAAAAACAAAAAAGAGCUCUGUAGUUAACCCCAGGACAUGUUCUAGUGUCCAGUAUGAUCUCAGGUUUAACUGUGUGCUUAAUUGUUCCAUAUAUAAUGAAGUCCAUCUGCCUAGUAACAGAACUUGAAGAGAAUCCUGGGCCUUCGGUUUUAGCCAGUUUUGGUGGUUAUUCCCUCUUGAACAGGCUGCUGCAAAGUGAUGGUUCAGUUCUGGUUUAAUUUGAAGUUCAAAAUCGUGUGUUAAGCACAUGCUAAAACAUCCUCAUUUAAGAGCAACACUGGCACAAUGUCGUGUAAAGCCCCGUACAUAUUCUGCUGUGCUUCUAUUGUCUCAUCAAUGUACUUGGCUUAGUCAUAGUCCUACAAAUGAGGCUCCCUCUCUGCUUCUGUCACACUCAUGCCCCUGGUUUGGAGAGCUGGUAUAGUCAUCUUGAGACUACACCCCUGAACUCUCUCUCUUCCUGAUACAUUGCACAAUCAUCCAGGGAGUUGCAGCUUAAUUAAUCUAUCUAGCACUUAGGCAGCUAGUCUUAGCUGCUGGGUAUGGAUUAUUUCAGUCUGACUUGAACCACGCUUUUUUUCCAAGCCCUGGAUUGGGGUUCUUUCCUGUCAUAGUAUCUGUGGAAGGCGAGUAUGGAGCAGGUAUUCCUGGCUCCAUUACACCAAGGAUCCUUGGUAGCGGGCAGGAUGAUGAGGUGCCCCAACCAGCAUAUUGGCAAAAUAGUCAUGUUUGUGUGUGGUGUCACAGCUAAUGUUCUUGUGCCUGAUAACGGUGCUGCCAAAACAGCAAUGAUGUUUACUUGGUUGACUAAACUUUGUUUGAAAGCUGAUUUUAUCUAAAGCGGUUUCUCUGUACUGUUGACAUCAAAACCGCUGCAAAACUGCCACUAUUCUCAAAAACUCAACAGCUACAGCCCAGGCUUAAAUAGACUUAAGGAUGCUUUCAUUCAACUCUAAGGUUAAAAGUACUCCUCCAUUAGACAGGUGCAGCUCUGUAGAUAGGCCAAAUCUAUAGAGAAGGUCUGAUCUAUGCGAACAGAAAGGUGUUUGGAUUGUAAUUCUUGCCUAGUUCCUAGCAUUGUUUGGGAAAUAAAAGUUGAAACCAAUACUUUAUCUGAGCUAAAAUGUUUUUACCUGCUUCUCUAUUAAAGACUGUGAUCUUUAAAUAGACCCCAAAUUUAAGGAAAAAUAGCACCCAAAGGGAAAUUGAAGUGUGUCGUAGGGUUCACAGUGUCCAUGUUUCCUCUAACCUAAAGAGGAUCCUCUUUUGCUUUUAUUAUGUCUUGAUGAACUGGGUUUUCAGUCCCAAAUGCAAUUUUGUGUGCUGCAUCUAUUUCACCAUCAGACUCCGGAUACUGCCACAUCCUCUAUCAAUGACAGCAGGAAAAAAAGAGAGAGUAAAUCUGUAAGAUGAUCAGAAUUUAUUUUUGCCAUCAUGCUUGUCUUGUGGAGCUACAAUGACGACAGCUGUAAAAGUUGGGGUUGGGUUUUUUCAUUAUUUCUUUUAAUAAAUGGUCUUGUCUCCGUAUUUUAUAAACAGGAAACUGUGAAUACAACUGACAAAACAAUAUGCAGAUCAAAAGAGCAUUAACCAAUUUCUCUGACCAACAGAAAGGACAGGUGAUAAUAUUUCUCAUUUUCUACUUUAUAUGAAAUACUGAGACGGGAGGAAGGAUUUUGAUGAACUACCACGUUGUAAUAACAAGGCUUUGGCUGGGUUGCUGUGUUCUGGUGCUGGUGGAUUUUGCUGGCCAAUAGGAUGUGACAAUAAUUAAUUCCUUGUCUUUUUUCCAGUUGGCAGGGCUCAACAACAUCUUAUGCAGCCAGAGCUGCUGUCAUCAAAGUUACUUCAUACCUUUGUCUCAGGAAGUAUUCAACUCCACAGAGGUAGAGGAGUAUGAAACGGGUAAGGCAGAGAGGGAGUAUUUAGCGUUAUUAGCAGACUAUAGACAGACAGAGGUUAGAGAGAUAACUAAACAACGUAAGGGUUCAAAAAGAAUAACAAGGAAUUGGGUCUAUCAUGUACAUCUGCUCCAACGUGCUCAAUGUUCUGUUACCUCCUGAUGGGCUUGUCUUGUCCUAAAGCUGGAUGAUCAGUUCCACGAGCCAGGAAUGCUGUAUCUGUACGUUGCCUGCGUAACAUGGAUUCUGAAGCUGCCAUGGAAAUAAAUCAUGACAGCAAGUAAUAAGUAUUGCUCCCUUUUUUUUUCACUUUAUAGCUUUUAAUUCUGGAAAGAGUUAAAACAAGAUAAACAUCUCUAACAAAGACAGUAUGAAAAGGUCAGGUGUUAAAGGUGACAGACUGCAAAAAUAAGUGGGCUGAUUGGGUAUUCUCAGACAGAAUAACUCUCCUUUCUCAGUUUAGCAGUUGUACCAUAUUAAAUACAAUUUGUCCUUUGAAGUUUCCUUUUAAAUACAGACCAAGUGUAACCUAAAGACUCUAGAUCUAAUCUAAAUGGGGACUGCUAUCGAGCAAGAAAGGAAAUGGAAAGAGUAGCUACCCUUUCAUUCAAGUUCUGUGGGGAAAAAAUGAGUCGAUUGCCUCUGUGUAGAAAGAAUAACAACUAGUUUCUCAGCUCACCUUCAGAGCAGUAGUGUGGUAGAAACGUUGUGUGAGCGUUGGGCCCGGGCGUUGAGCAUGAGGACCUCAGACAGGCACAGGCCAUUUCCGAGACACCGUAACCAGUAACUGCCACACAAAUGGCUGCUCUAUUAAAUACACCCAGUAAGAAGUCCAUCUAGAUUGAUUUAAGCAAAUUUAAAAGAUAAUUUGGGGGCAAAAUAAUGUGAUUCCUAUAUUUAUAUCCAUGACUAUGUUUCCUCAACACACUGAUGCAUCCUCUGGGUUUAGGUAAGAGUCUGUUCAUGGUUGGGAUCCCCCCCUCAAAGUCAAGGGCUCUCCCAGUUCUGUGCAGGUCCAUUUUCUAUUUUGCUGUUUGGUGAAGGUCUUCUCUUUCUCUGAUAAGCAAAACAUAAAGUUAAAUUGUCUGUUACAAAAGCAUGCUCUGGUUCCCAUUUCCCACCCUAGCUUUCAGUAUUUCUGAGCCUGGUCAUUUGCUGCCCCCUUAACAAUGUCAGAACAGUGGCAGUGUUUGCCUACUGAAAAAGGCCACCUAAUAAGUUGUGUUACACCCUGGCAUUACUUUCUGGAAACCAAAAGCAGGCAGCUCAGUGAAAUGUGUGUGCCUGGGGAUCUUCCACUCCAUCAAAUUGCCUUGGAAAUCUUCCUGACAGCAUAUAUGGGUAUCACCUCACAUCACGCACAGUUCUGUGGUAGCAGGCCAGCCCUUCUCAUUUCUUCAGUGUAUGCAUAAAUUAGUAUUUUAAAAUGCAAAAAAAAAAAUAUUUUUAUGGUGGAUGUGAAAGAUUUUUUUUGAUGUGUUGCCUGCACAGACACUCAACAGGAGGAUGCUUUCUCUUUGGGAUUCCUUCUCUCAGAGAAAAUGGUUUUGUACAAUAUAGGAGAAAUAGUGUUGUUUAGUUCGUGAGAGCUUAACGUGGCCAAAAUAUUUUUGCAUAUGAAAGUCUUUUGAAAGCUUUCUUGGGAUUCACUUAGUCAUUCUCGUUUCUCUUUAUCUCUCUCUAACAAAUAGGAACUUCCUUUAAAAAGUUCACUCAGUCUGUUUUAAACUUUACAAAACCAUACCUUCUCACAGCUCAUUUAUUUUACUCUUUUUUUGUCUCCUUUUUCUUCUUUGUCUUUUUUUCCAAUUCUUUCUGACCAUACCAUAGAACGACUUUUUACAACCACAGCUCAGCAUGAUGACCCUACAUCUGAGUAGGAUUUUAUAAGCCUUAAAGUAGCAAAAUGACAAUUGGACUGUCCGUGUGAGACCAGA